AUCUCUCUAUCUGCAAAACUGGUUUCUUCUUACAACACGAGCUUUAUUAUAAAGCCAACAAAUUAAAGUUUAUUGAACUUGAGACACAUAUUCUAAAAUUGAUCCUAUUUAGGAAGUCGUGUCAUAGAUUGGCAUCUAACGGUCUAAGACUACAUCCACUAAUAUAUAAUAAUUACAUUCCUUUUUAUUUUUCACGAAUCGAUUUGGGAAAAAAAUGGGUGAUGAGAGAGAAGCUCUUAAAGGAAAGAUGAGUAAUGAGAGAGAAGCUUUGAGCAACAGAAAACGCUACCAUCGUCACUCUCAACAACAGAUCCAACAAAUGGAAGCGUUUUAUAAAGAAUGUCCACAUCCGGACGAGAAGCAAAGGAAAGAACUGAGUAUUCAACUUGGGAUAGAACCAAUUCAAGUCAAAUUUUGGUUCCAAAACAAGAGAACACAAAUGAAGACGCAGCACGAGCACAACGAGAACGCCCAGCUCCGAACCGAAAACGAACGACUCCGGGCUGAGAAUUUAAGGUUUCGAGAAGCUCUCAUCAAUAUUUCUUGCCCUAAUUGUGGUGUUCCAAAUUUUCAAGAAAGCCAACUAAUGGAAAAUUAUUCCUUAAAUCAGCACGCGAGCAAACCCUCUUCUUGGGCCCCACAUUUAGCCAUCGGUCCCAUUAAUAAUGAAGUUGAGAGCGAAGAUUAUCGGGCGGCUGUGAUGGAGGCGGCGAGCUCCGCCAUGGAGGAGCUCGUGAGAGUAGCUCAAUUGGGUGAACCGUUGUGGGUGGCGAGCGCAGACCGCCACACUUUUGUGUUGAAUGAAGAGGAAUAUUUUCGGGCUUUUCCCAAGGUUUUCGGGCCUAGGAGAGAUGGGUUCAAAUCCGAGGCGUCGCGGGAAGCCAUUGUUGUUCCCGCCACGGCUGCGGAUGUCGUUGGGAUCCUAAUGGAUGUGGAGCAAUGGACAAAUGUGUUUUCAGGAGUAGUUUCACAAGCAACGAACUUGCAAGUCGUGUCGUCUGGAUUGGAGGGAACGUAUAAUGAAGUUGUGCAAGUGAUGACUGCGGAGUUUCACGUCCCAUCGCCGGUGGUUCCGACUCGCGAAAGCUACUUUGUGCGACAUUGUAGACGACACGUGGAUGCCACGUGGGCCGUGGUCGAUGUCUCUUUAGAUCACUUACAUUCUACUCCGUCCAACACAUGUCGGAGAAGACCUUCCGGUUGUCUCAUUCAAGACAUGCCUAACGGUUACUCCAAGGUGAUAUGGGUCGAGCAUGUUGAAGUGGAAGGCGGAGGCGUCCACAGCAUUUAUAAACCACUAAUUACGGCCGGUCUAGCUUUUGGGGCACGGCGGUGGAUUGCGAUUCUCAACGGAUAUUGCCAACGUGUUGUGAUCGGAUUGGUUCCUUCGGAUAUCGAUUUUUUAGAAAAUCAACAAGGUAGGAAAAGCAUGCUGAAGCUAGCAGAAAGAAUGGUAGCAAGAUUUUGCCGCGGAGUAAACACCUCAAUUGCAAAUAUAUGGACAACCAUAUCUGGGUUUGGGAACUCAAGCGACUGUGUCAAAAUCAUGACUCGGAAAAAUGUGGAUGAUCUGAGCAUGCCGUUAGGGUUUCACCUCAACGUCGCCACUUCAUUUUGGUUGCCCAUCCCGCCCAAGAGGGUCUUCGAUUUCCUCCGCGAUCACAAUAAUCGGAAAGAGUGGGACAUGCUUUUAAACGGAGGUGAUGUUGAAGAAAUGGCCCACAUUGCGAGUGGCAAAGAAGAUGGAAACCGUGUUACAAUGUACCAAGUAAAGGCUAUGGGUGGAAGCUCGAGUGAAACGAUAAUGCUGCAAGAAAGUCGCAAAGACCCCACGGCCUCCUACGUCGUUUACGCCCCAAUCGACAUGAUCUGUGCAGAGACGAUUUUAGGUGGCGGCGAUCCCAUUUCCGUACCCUUACUUCCGUCGGGAUUCGCCAUUCUCCCCGAUGGCCCGACUCGCGGCGGCCGAACCACGGCGGAAGGGGAAACCGGAGGAUCGCUUUUGACGGUGGCCCUUCAGGUUUUGGUAGAUUCAACUCCUGAUGCAAACCUUAAUUCGGGAUCGCUUGCAGUAGCUAACAAAAUAAUUUGUGGCAUUAUGGAUAAAAUUAAACAAGCUCUCAUCACCUGAUCUUCAUUAUAAGGUAAGGUGCAUUGUUUCUUAUACUAUAUUUAAAUAUUAGCUCGAAUUUUAAUUUCCACCGUUCUUCUUCUUCUUCUUCUUCUUCUUCUUCUUCUAUUCUAGGGGUUUUGGCAAAUAAAAUCAUGAAUUAUUUCGAAUUUACAAAUUUAACGUGAUUUUUGAAGUGCGGCGAAUUAAGCCACCAUCUUUUCAAUUUUUGCAAUUCAAUCUCCCCAGGUUUUUGCGGUCGUCGGAUUGUUGAAUUAGAGUUUACGGCGACUAGUUCUUCAUGUAAUAUUUAUGUUACGACAUCAUUUGUAAUAAAAUUGUUGAAUAUUAGAAAUUAUGGUGCAAAUACAGGGUACAAUUCAAUCAUUUAA
Messenger RNA from Salvia miltiorrhiza (redroot sage), 2502 nucleotides. Its product is annotated as homeobox-leucine zipper protein PROTODERMAL FACTOR 2-like. The transcript has 11 exons. Gene Ontology annotation, molecular function: lipid binding; DNA binding; DNA-binding transcription factor activity, RNA polymerase II-specific. The record is from RefSeq and is a predicted model, not a curated record. NCBI's taxonomy places the organism in Eukaryota, Viridiplantae, Streptophyta, Magnoliopsida, Lamiales, Lamiaceae. Gene Ontology annotation, biological process: regulation of DNA-templated transcription. Bases 215 to 2131 code for a protein of 638 amino acids.